CCAUUGGCUAUGGGACUGGCGCUCCGAGGCUAGAGGGAAGGAGAAAGGAUCAGGAGCGGGAGCUGAGGGAAGGGAAAGGCCGGUCCGGGUCUGGCAGCUGCCGCUGCUCGCCCGACGACUCCAGGCCCGGCUGCGGCUGUAUUCUCAGCCCCUGGGCACCGUGGGAGAGGCCCCGCCGACCAGAGUGGAAAGCCACGGGCGGCGGCCGCCGCAUCAUGUCAACCAAGGACGAGCGGGCCAGGGAGAUCCUGAGGGGCUUCAAACUAAAUUGGAUGAACCUUCGGGAUGCCGAGACAGGGAAGAUACUCUGGCAAGGAACAGAUGACCUGUCUGUACCUGGUGUGGAGCAUGAAGCCCGUGUUCCCAAGAAAAUCCUCAAGUGCAAGGCAGUGUCUCGAGAAUUGAACUUUUCUUCAGCAGAGCAAAUGGAAAAAUUCCGCCUGGAACAAAAAGUUUACUUCAAAGGGCAAUGCCUGGAAGAAUGGUUCUUCGAGUUUGGCUUUGUGAUCCCUAACUCCACAAAUACCUGGCAGUCCUUGAUAGAGGCAGCACCCGAGUCCCAGAUGAUGCCAGCAAGCGUCUUAACUGGGAACGUAAUCAUAGAAACGAAAUUUUUUGACGACGAUCUUCUUGUAAGCACAUCCAAAGUGAGACUUUUCUAUGUUUGAGAGAAGAAUGUGUGUGCAUUUCAAGAAUUUGGGUUUUUUGGAGGGAGGAGGAAACUGUUUACUUUUUUCCCUCCACUUUUGAUUUUUGGAGACUUCCACCCCUCAUUCCCUCUUUGGCAGAACCCACAUGCAGCCACCAGGGGACCAGCUCUGUGGUAGGUAAACAGAUGGCUUUUUUUUUCUAAGCUGCCAUCUUUCACUGACCAGACUAAAUUCCCAGCCCCAGACUAAGGCAGGGGACAUGCUUUGACUCCUUCCUAGUGUAAACACAAGGGAACAAACAUACCAAGAGCCAAUACUGAACCUGUCACCUUCCCUUUCUACUCCUUGAGCCCUGCAGGUUACACAGCUUCCUUUGGCCCCUGGUUUUGGCAAAAUUAAUGGUCCUGACCCCAUGUUUAGUUUUUUCCUACCAUUUCUAUUUCAUAUAUUCCCAAAUUUAACUUGUAAAAUAGACUAUGAUAUUAUUAUUAUUAUGUAAUGUAAUUAAAAUAUAUGAAUUAAAAUAUUCCUACAGUCUUUAGCAUGGCA
This is a messenger RNA of Nycticebus coucang (slow loris), 1199 nucleotides long. RefSeq names its product phosphodiesterase 6D (gene PDE6D). Gene Ontology annotation, biological process: sensory perception of light stimulus. Gene Ontology annotation, cellular component: cytoplasm. NCBI's taxonomy places the organism in Eukaryota, Metazoa, Chordata, Mammalia, Primates, Lorisidae. Bases 216 to 668 code for a protein of 150 amino acids. The transcript has 5 exons. The record is from RefSeq and is a predicted model, not a curated record.